Messenger RNA from Aspergillus mulundensis, 1053 nucleotides. RefSeq names its product TBP-associated factor 8 family protein. Gene Ontology annotation, biological process: transcription initiation at RNA polymerase II promoter. Gene Ontology annotation, molecular function: protein heterodimerization activity. Bases 1 to 1053 code for a protein of 350 amino acids. The record is from RefSeq and is a predicted model, not a curated record. The transcript is spliced from 2 exons. Gene Ontology annotation, cellular component: transcription factor TFIID complex. Lineage: Eukaryota; Fungi; Ascomycota; Eurotiomycetes; Eurotiales; Aspergillaceae.
AUGGUGCCAUCCCAGCCGGCCGUCAAGCGGUCUUUCUCAACAUUCUCUGAACAGACGGCCGCGCCUGAUGCCAAGCGCAUCAAGCGCCCCUACCAUCACCACCAUCGUUUGCGUGAACCUGUUACCUCGAGCUUGCCGGAGCCUGCUAUUGCCGAUGACGCCCAUAUCGACCAGAUCAUGGGUCGUGUUAUAGGACAGUCACUACGAAGUUGUGGCUUCGAGAUUGCCGAUCCACUGGCGGUUGAAAGUUUUCGCGACGCAGCAGAGGAGUAUCUUCUGCGGCUUGCAUCAUACGUGCGCACAUCUAUGUUAUCAUGUCGACGCCUCCAGCCUGUUCCCCACGAUUUCGAAUACGCUCUGAAGCGCCAUCGUUUACCCGUCAACUCCCUUAUCCCGCAUCUACAACCUCACCCGAAGGUCGAACCAGUUCCCACCCAGCUACCCAGUCCUCCGCCGGAAGAAGACGAUGAUUUUAAGAUCCUGCCUUCUCUUGAACCACUGGAGUUAAGUGGCGAGGAUGACCGCGCCAGAAGCUCGUACAUCCCAAAGCAUUUCCCAGAGUUUCCAAGCAAGCAUACAUACCGCCACACGCCAGUCUACACCGAGCGAGAACAAGAUCCACGUAAGAUCCGUGAGCGAGCAGCGGAUGAUGGCCGACACGGGGAGGAAGCGCUGCGAAAGCUCGCUCGAGCGGCGUUCAAGGAUAAUCAGCCUGGAUCCGGCGGCCGCGAUGAGAAACAAUGGGCUCAGAAGGCUGAGAGUUUCGAGAGCAUGUUUGAGAAAACAGUCACGAGCUUGUCGGAAAAGGCACCAAAUAAUGUCCCCGCGGGCAGUUCCAAUGCAAUGGAGAUCGAUUUUGGUCACGCCGCGGAAACUGAAGGAGAGCAAGGUACAUCCAGAGGCUUGGCUGGCUUGGAACUACCCCCCAUCAUCAAUUGCGAACGUGAUUUCUGGCGGCGCAACGCGGCGUCGGGGAGACAAAGACCGGAAGAGAAAGCAGGCUCGAAGCACAAUCCAGAAGUAUCAAAGGUUGAGAAUUGGAUGGACACAUAA